UCAAACACUUCUUGGUGCUCAAGGCCCACGGCACAUCAUCAAUACAUGACAUCGCCGGAGCUUCCCUUUGCUCUGAGUGUUGACCAUCUGUCAAUUAUGCAUGCUAAUUUCACAAACCAAAAAAAUUCCAAAGACGAGCGUUUACCUCAGUAGUGGAGCAUUGCUGUCCCGGUAGACUGAUUGUGGUGUUAAAUAGGCAAUUUCUUAAGACGAAUAUUUUCACAUCUUGCAAGGCCAGCCAUUUUAUAACAUAACAAAGCGUUGAAACACUCAUGAGAGUGCCAAUGGAUUAUAUUUCCGUGCUUCGUUUUUGCUUCACUUUGCUGCUGAUUGUAAGAGUAGCCACCCCUACUGACACCAUGCACACAACUCAGCCAAUUAGAGAUGGAGAUAGCUUAGUUUCAGCUGGUGGGACCUAUGAAUUAGGAUUUUUCAGCCCCGGUAAAUCCAGAAACCGAUACUUGGGGAUCUGGUAUGGUAAAAUAUCGGUCCUGACGCCAGUUUGGGUUGCCAACAGAGAAACUCCACUUAACGAUUCAUCAGGUGUUGUAAUGCUUACCAACCAAGGACUUCUUGUCCUUCUCAAUCGUAGUGGAAGCAUCAUUUGGUCUUCCAACACAUCAGCACCUGCUAGGAAUCCAGUUGCACAGCUUUUGGAUUCAGGAAACCUUUUUGUGAAAGAGGAGGGUGAUAAUAACAUGGAGAACUCCUUGUGGCAGAGUUUUGAUUAUCCAGGUAACACACUAAUACCGGGCUCGAAGCUAGGACGGAAUAGAAUAACUGGCAUGGACUGGCACUUGACAUCAUGGAAGUCAUCAGAUGAUCCUUCCAGAGGUAAUAUUUCAAUAAUCCUUAUUCCUGGUGGAUAUCCUGAGUAUGUAGCGGUGGAAGAUUCAAAUGUGAAGUAUCGAGGCGGGCCAUGGAAUGGUCUGGGGUUCAGUGGAUUGCCUCGGUUAAAACCAAAUCCAAUAUACACAUUUGAAUUUGUUUUUAAUGAUAAGGAGAUAUUUUACAGAGAAACUCUUGUCAAUAACUCAACGCAUUGGAGAGCCGUCGCAACUCAGAAUGGUGAUCUCCAGCUCCUUUUGUGGAUGGAGCAAACCCAAAGCUGGUUUCUUUACGCAACAGUAAAUACAGAUAAUUGUGAGCGUUAUAACCUCUGUGGUCCAAAUGGUAUCUGUAGCAUUAACCACUCUCCAGUUUGCGAUUGCUUGACUGGAUUUGUACCAAAAGUUCCAAGAGACUGGAAGAAGACAGAUUGGUCAAGUGGUUGCGUUAGAAAGACUGCACUAAAUUGUUCCAGAGAUGGGUUUCGGAAGCUCAGAGGUUUGAAGAUGCCUGAGACAAGAAAAUCAUGGUUCAACAGGAGUAUGAACCUGGAGGAGUGCAAGAACACAUGCUUGAAGAACUGCAGCUGUACUGCGUAUGCAAACUUGGACAUCAGGGAUGGAGGAAGCGGUUGCUUGCUUUGGUUCAAUGAUUUGAUUGAUAUGAGAACUUUCCUUCAAAAUGAGCAGGACAUUUUUAUACGGAUGGCUGCAUCAGAACUAGAUAACGGUGACUCUGCAAAGGUUAAUACCAAAUCCAAAGUGAAGAAAAGGAUCAUAGUAAGCUCUGUGUUGUCCACUGGGAUUCUGUUCAUUGGCCUAAGCUUGGUCUUGUAUGUUUGGAAAAAGAAGCAGCAGAAAAACAGAAAAAUGACAGGUAAUUUGCAAAGAAGAUCAAAUAACAAGGACUUGAAGGAAGAACUAGAAUUACCCUUCUUUAACAUGGAUGAGUUGGCUUGUGCAACAAAUAACUUUUCUGUAUCCAAUAAACUAGGACAAGGGGGUUUCGGACCUGUUUAUAAGGGAAGAUUAACAGAUGGACGAGAAAUAGCUGUCAAGAGGCUCUCUAAGAAUUCAAGACAAGGACUUGAUGAGUUCAAAAAUGAAGUCAAACAUAUCGUGAAACUUCAGCACCGGAAUCUAGUGAGGCUUCUUGGAUGCUGCAUUGAAAGAGAUGAAAAAAUGUUGGUCUACGAGCUUUUGCCUAACAAAAGCUUGGACUUCUACAUUUUUGAUGAGACUCCAAGCCUGCUACUAGAUUGGUCUAAGCGCUACAACAUCAUCAACGGGAUUGCUCGAGGACUCCUUUAUCUUCACCAAGAUUCUAGACUAAGAAUAAUCCACAGAGAUCUGAAAACCAGCAAUAUUUUGUUGGAUUCCGAAAUGAAUCCAAAAAUCUCAGACUUUGGCCUGGCUAGAAGUUUUGGAGAAAAUGAAACUGAAGCCAAUACUAAUAAAGUGGCUGGAACGUAUGGUUACAUAUCUCCAGAGUACGCAAAUUAUGGGCUCUACUCGCUAAAAUCAGACGUCUUCAGCUUUGGAGUAUUGGUGCUAGAGAUAGUGGGUGGCUAUAGGAACAGAGGAUUCCGUCAUCCAGAUCACCACCUCAACCUUAUUGGGCAUGCUUGGAUACUGUUCAAACAAGGCAGGCCUCUGGAACUGGCUGCGGGAUCAAAAGUUGAAACACCCUAUUUGUCUGAAGUGCUACGUUCAAUUCACGUGGGGCUAUUGUGUGUGCAAGAAAAUCCAGAAGAUAGACCAAACAUGUCAUAUGUGGUUUUGAUGUUGGGUAAUGAAGAUGAAUUGCCUCAGCCUAAACAACCAGGAUUUUUCACUGAAAGGGAUCUUGUUGAAGCAAGCUAUUCAUCGAGCGAGAGAAAACCACCUUCGGCAAACGUAUGCUCGAUUUCAGUGUUAGAGGCAAGAAAAGUGAGAGCAGCAAUGGAUUCCAUCCCCAUGCUUUUUUUCUGCUUCAUUUCAUUUCUGAUUGUAAGAACAGCCACACCUACUGACACCAUAAACACAGCUCAGAUCAUUAGAGAUGGAGACACUAUAGUUUCAGCUGGCGGGACCUAUGAAUUAGGAUUUUUCAGCCCCGGGAAAUCCAAAAGCCGAUACUUGGGGAUAUGGUAUGGCAAAAUAUCUGUCCAGACAGCAGUUUGGGUUGCCAACAGAGAAACUCCACUUAACGAUUCAUCAGGUGUUGUAAGGCUUACAAACCAAGGACUUCUUGUCCUUCUCAAUCAUAGUGGAAGCAUCAUUUGGUCUUCCAACACAUCAACACCUGCUAGGAAUCCAGUUGCACAGCUUUUGGAUACAGGAAACCUUGUUGUGAAAGAGGAGGGUGAUAAUAACGUGGAGAACUCCUUGUGGCAGAGUUUUGAUUAUCCAGGCAACACACUAAUACCGGGCAUGAAGGUAGGACGGAAUAUCAAAACUGGCAUGGACUGGUACGUGACAUCAUGGAAGUCACCUGAUGAUCCUUCCAGAGGUAAUAUUACAGGCAUCCUUGUUCCUGAAGGAUAUCCGGAGUUACUACUGUUGGAAGAUUCGAAACCGAAGCAUCGAGCUGGGCCAUGGAAUGGCUUGCAGUUCAGUGGCAUGCCUCAAGUAAAACCAAAUCCCGUGUACAUAUUUGAAUUUGUUUAUAAUAACAAGGAGAUAUAUUACACAGAGCAACUUCAUAAUAGCUCAAGGCAUUGGAGGGUCGUCUUACCUCAGAGUGGUGAUAUCCAGCACAUCCUCUGGAUCGAGCAAACUCAAAGUUGGCUUCUUUAUGAAACAGCAAAUACAGAUAAUUGUGAAACUUAUGCACUCUGUGGCGCAAAUGGUAUCUGUAGCAUCAACAACUCUCCGGUGUGUAGCUGCUUGAAAGGAUUUGUACCAAAAGUUCCUAGAGACUGGGACAAGACAGAUUGGUCAAGUGGUUGCGUUAGAAAGACUGCACUAAAUUGUUCCAGAGAUGGGUUUCGGAAGCUCAGAGGUGUGAAGAUGCCGGAGACAAGAAAAUCAUGGUUCAACAGGAGUAUGGACCUGGAGGAGUGCAAGAACACAUGCUUGAAGAACUGCAGCUGUACUGCGUAUACAAACCUGGACAUCAGGGAUGGAGGAAGUGGUUGCUUGCUUUGGUUCAAUGAUUUGAUUGAUAUGAGAACUUUCUUUCAAAAUGAGCAAGACAUUUUUAUACGGAUGGAUGCAUCAGAACUAGAUAACGGUGACUCUGCAAGGGUUAAUACCAAAUCCAAAGUGAAGAAAAGGAUCGUAGUAACCACUGUGUUGUCCACAGGAAUUCUGUUUAUUGGCCUAUGCUUGGUCUUGUAUGUUUGGAAAAAGAAGCCGAAGAAAAAUAAAGUUAUGCUGACAGGAAAAAUGCAAAGAAGAUCAAACAACAAUGACAUGAAGGAAGAACUAGAAUUACCCUUCUUUAACAUGGAUGAGUUGGCUUCUGCAACAAAUAACUUUUCCGAUUCCAAUAAACUAGGAGAAGGGGGUUUCGGACCUGUUUAUAAGGGAACAUUAACAGAUGGACAAGAAAUAGCUGUCAAGAGGCUCUCUAAGAAUUCAAGACAAGGACUUGAGGAGUUCAAAAAUGAAGUCCAACAUAUUGUGAAACUUCAGCACCGGAAUCUAGUGAGGCUUCUUGGAUGCUGUAUUCAAAGUGAUGAGACGAUGCUGGUCUACGAGUUCUUGCCUAACAAAAGCUUGGACUUCUAUAUUUUUGAUGAGACUCAUAGCUUGCUACUAGAUUGGCCUAAACGCUACAACAUCAUCAACGGGAUUGCUCGAGGACUCCUUUAUCUUCACCAAGAUUCCAGACUAAGAAUAAUCCACAGAGAUCUGAAAACCAGCAAUAUUUUGUUGGAUUACGAAAUGAAUCCAAAAAUCUCAGAUUUUGGCCUGGCUAGAAGUUUUGGAGAAAAUGAAACUGAAGCCAAUACUAAUAAAGUGGCUGGAACGUAUGGUUACAUAUCUCCAGAGUACGCAAAUUAUGGACUCUACUCGCUAAAAUCAGACGUCUUCAGCUUUGGAGUAUUGGUGCUAGAGAUAGUGACUGGCUAUAGGAACAGAGGAUUCAGUCACCCGGAUCACCACCUCAACCUUAUCGGGCAUGCUUGGAUACUGUUCAAGCAAGGCAGGCCUCUGGAACUGGCUGCGGGAUCAGGAGUUGAAACACGCUAUUUGUCUGAAGUGCUACGUUCAAUUCAUGUGGGGCUACUGUGUGUGCAAGAAAAUACAGAAGAUCGACCAAACAUAUCACAUGUGGUUUUGAUGUUGGGUAAUGAAGAUGAAUUGCCUCAGCCUAAACAACCAGGAUUUUUCACUGAAAGGGAUCUUGAUGAAGCAAGCUAUUCAUCGAGCCAGAACAAACCACCUUCCGCAAACGGAUGCUCGAUUUCAAUGUUGGAGGCAAGAUAGAUUGCUUUUAUUUUCAUUUCAAGUGAUUAAAGGCGAAUAUUCGAUAGAUUUUCUAGUUGCAGAACAGCAAUUACUAACAGAAGCAAGUCAAAUAAAUGCUUCUAAAGCUUAGUGUCUCUAUGAAACGUGAAGAAAUUGAAGACAAGUAUCGUCAUGUAAUCCAAGAGUUGCAGCUACAUUUAUGAAUCAUGGAGAGGGGACUCCAUUUAUUUCUCUUA
Populus nigra (black poplar) is the source of this 5461-nucleotide messenger RNA. RefSeq lists its product as uncharacterized. NCBI's taxonomy places the organism in Eukaryota, Viridiplantae, Streptophyta, Magnoliopsida, Malpighiales, Salicaceae. Gene Ontology annotation, molecular function: protein serine/threonine kinase activity; ATP binding. Gene Ontology annotation, biological process: protein phosphorylation; recognition of pollen. The coding region runs from base 273 to 5243 and encodes 1656 amino acids. The transcript has 14 exons. The record is from RefSeq and is a predicted model, not a curated record.